AUGCGAAUUCAGCGUUUACUCGACGACAACGAGGCAUGGAAAGCCCAGGCAACGAGCCAGAUCCAUCAAUUGCAGGCUGCGGUGGCUGCACUCCUUCACCGCACCCAACUGCCAGAUCUGCCCAACUUUCAUGAAUUUCACCCAAACACCACAAGUCCCACAGAUUCGGCGAUCGGCAAUGUGUCCACCACGGAGUCUGUCAUUGCCCCAUACGACAUGAGGGAGUCCUCUCCCGACCGUCAGGCUGAUGACCCAGGCCUCAUCCAAGCCCCCAUGAGCAACCUGUAUGAGCUGACCAAGGCCACUCAUCCCAUCGGACCCCCGUCCAUCCCCAGACACAUCAGACUGGCCUCAGAACAGGACCUUAUUGCCAGCGGCGUCCUGUCCAUAUCCUGCGCAGAGCAGCUCCUCUCCCGAUUCCUCACCAACCAGAACCCACUCCUCUGGGGCGGCAUCAUCUUUCCCUACCAAUCACUCGAUGCCCUCCGCUGCACCUCCGUCCUACUAUCCACCGCCGUCUUCACCAUCGCCUCCCUCCAUUCUCCGGGCGGCGGCGGUGGCGACGUCCUCCAGAAAUGCUACGACACGUACAUCUCCCUCGUCAGUAGGUCGAGCCUGUCGCGCAACCACUCCCUCGAUGACAUCCGCGCCCUCAUCCUGGGCGCCUUCUACCUCCCCAACCUCAGCUGGAGACUCUCCGGCCAGGCCGCCCGCAUGGCCGCCGAGAUGAACAUCCACCAGUCCUUCCACAAGGUCAUGAACGGCGACAUGCGCCACGCCGAGCGCGUCCGCCUCUGGUACGCCCUCUUCGUCUGCGACCGCCACUUCAGCAUGGCCUACCUGCGCCCCUCGGCCAUGGCCGACGACGCCGCCAUCAAGGGCGUCGAGCGCUUCCUCGAGUGCACGUCCUCGGUGCCCGGCGACGUCCGCGUCUGCGCGCAGGUCGCCCUCUUCAAGAUCCUCUCCGAGGCGCACAUGGAGUACGGCAGCGACCAGGCGGCGCCCCUGACCGAGGCGGACCUCGACAAGCUGCGCGCGUACAACACCGCCAUCGAGCAGUGGCGCAUGCUCUGGCAGCCGCGCUCCCUCGACGUCCCGGGGAUCGGCUCGUACCCCUCCAAGGGCGUCGUGCUCUACUACCACUUCGCCCGCUUCCAGCUCAACUCGCUCGCCCUGCGCGGCGUGCGCUGGCCGAGCGACGAGCCGCUGUGCCUGAACCGCCGCGAGGCCGCCAUGGCCGCCAUCUCGGCCGCCAUGAGCACGCUGCUGCACAUCACGGGCGAGGAGGACAUGCGGAGGGCGCUCAACGGCGUGCCCCUGUUCACGCACACCAUGAUCGCCUUCUGCGCGACCUUCCUGCUCAAGGUGGCCGCCAUCUGGGCGAGGGGCGGGGACCACCUCUCGCAGUCGCUCGGGCUGGGGUUCAACCUGGCGGAGAUUGUGUCGCUGGCGCGCAGGACCGCGGAUCUGCUGUCGCGGGUCGCCGAGGAGGAGGUCAGCGAGAAGCACCUGAUGCGGCUCAUCGUCGCCGGCAUCAGGGAGAUGCUGCAGCGGCUCGCGCUGGCGGUCGGGGACGACGCGAUGGAGGCGAGGUCGGCGGGCAAGGAUGACGGGCGGGAGCAGAAGGCCGACAGCACGGGCGCGGCGGUGGACUUUGCGACUGUCCAGAUGGGUGAUGGGAUCGACGGGAUGAUAUAUAACAUGGAUCUGCAUAGUCUGGCCGGGUUGCUCGAGUACGGGUCGGAUCAGUUCCUGGAUACGUUCGUUUCGUCGAAUGAGUUGGAUGUGUGGGAUGCGCCGUCGUGA
This is a messenger RNA of Clonostachys solani, 1806 nucleotides long. Lineage: Eukaryota; Fungi; Ascomycota; Sordariomycetes; Hypocreales; Bionectriaceae. The record is from the annotation of a GenBank genome assembly.